AUUAUUUUUAUUAUUAUAACCUUAUUUGAUUAAUUUGGUAUGCCAUUUGGGCGACGCCUGGAAUUUCCCAGUCCAACAAAAGCCGACCAAUUCGGCCACUGUAGUGCUUUGGAUCUCAUUUAAUUGACGUCUGUUUCGCCUGUGGCAUUUGUUGAGUCAAAGUGAAACUUCUUUAUUUACAGUACCGUAGUGAAAGUCGCUACACUACAACAAAACACUAUGAGCACGGAAUGGACUAAACAGACGUAGAUUUCUUUGUUUUUCUGUGUAAAAAAAGCUGUUUUGUUUCACUCAUAAAUUUUUGGACGUACUGUGAACAGGAAAGAUGAUGACUGAAUCUGCUGACAAGAUGAAGUCUUUUUUCUUCUUUGCUUCCCUGUUUUUGUGUGUAUUACCCCAAUCAUCCUCUUCAGGAAAGUUAUUGGAGCUCAUCUGUGCUGAUUCUACUGGAGAAUACAAUGACGACACUGUAAUUAACUGCACUCUAAAAAGUGUGAGAGAUGACAUUGUUGUCACAAAACUGCUGUGGAUGCGUGAGGCCCUGAUGAUUUUAAACAUUACACAGUCGUACGUUGUGGAAAUGGAUAGUCGUGUCCGAUUAUUCCACCAGCCCUGGGAUAGCAAGAGGAAGGAUGUAUCCCUACUGAUAAAAAGAGCAAAAUCCCAGGACGAGGGCAAUUAUAAAUGUAUGGUAGUAACAGAUGGGGGUUAUGAUAAUACAAUUGUGAAAUUAAAACUCCAAGCUCCCUACAGCACACCUGUAAUAGUACACCCUUGGGCUGAUAGCGGGGUCGCUAUUAGCUCUGUGUCCUGUAUCUCUGAAGGAGGUUACCCCAAGGGGCAGAUCCAGUGGUCUGAUGAGAGGGGCACUGUUGUGACUGAAGGAUCAGACCUUCAAGUCACACAGGCCUCUGACGGCCGCUACUUCCUGAACAACACCUUGACUAUCAGCAGGGAGCUUAUCCACAAUUACACCUGCUCUGUGAUAAAACAAGGAGUGACUGAAGGAACAGCUGUAUUAACUUCUGUAUUGCCAGGUUCUGGAGAUUCAAAAGAAAGACUGGAAUUUACCGCAGUACCAAAACCAGACCGCACAAGAUGGCCGCUGAUCCUGACUGUAUCCUCACUUGCAACAUCUGCCAGUUUCUUGCUGUAUAAGAUCUUCAAAAGAAUUCAGCACAAUACUGAUGGAGGUGCAGUGUAUAGCUGUGUUGAAACAGGACUAAAUGUUAUCACUGGAUGAUCAUUAACACAAAUGCUAAACAACAAGAUUGUUGGAGGAUCUUGAAUGGAGCACCUAGAUCCUAGAAACUGGACAUCACAGGUUAACAGAUGGUUCACUUUUGAGAUUAGCAUCUUCUUUUUAAUGUUUUUUAAUCUCCUUUUCAUUUUUUCAUUUUGUUCUUGUCUGUUGUAUAAUGUCGAUUAAAGAGAUGCAAGACCAUCCAAAUCAAUUUGGAUUUUUAAUUUAAUAUCGCAAGAGCUUCCACAUUGGAGCCAUGUUAUAAAAUUGCUGGGGCACUGUGAAGUUCUGGACUGCAGAAGUUACCAGUAGCAUUACUACUGUAUAUCUUUGGAAAAACAUCGUACAAAUGUUCAGCAUGUGACAAUCAGAAAGGGUUUAAUCAUAUAAGGUCAGUUGUGGAUUCUGUCAAGGUAUCGUCAGUUGUGACCCAAUUAACCAUGUCCAUCAAGUUCAAAUGCAUCAGAAGACAAUGAGACACACUACCAGGGUGUUAUUAUAGCAGUGAUGCCUGGCUUCUCACACAGCUCUCCUGACAUAUCUGUCUUGGACUUUUGUCAAAAACAAUUUUUUGACUGUCUUCAAAAAUCAUAAAUCAGUGAUCAGUCAUAAUUUAGCUACAGAAUGAAUGUGUGUAAACUUGUUUCUCUCUUUUUUAAUUUAGUCUUGGUAAUUAUCACUGCCUAAUCUUUAAUACGUAAUGAUUUAUUGUUCAGGAAGUAAUAGAUCAUUCCUAUAGACUUAAAUGAAUAUACAGCAUCCUUUGAUUCAACUAGAGUAGUUAAACUACAUCCUAAGAUGGUUUCAGCUUUUCUGUUUGUUAAAUUAAUACAUUUGUUUGAGCUUGAUUUCUGAUUUUCUGAUUUCUGCCCAAAGAAAAAGAACUGGCUAUACAGUUUUGACAGUUUGUUAGCACUCAAGGUGCAUUUGCUUGCCUUUUGCAACAUCUCUUUGCUUAAAAAAUUAGUUGUGUUACAUUAACACCGUAUAGGAACAAGUAAUAGGUUUAUGCCAUGCUGAAAAAAAGAAGAAGGAAAACACAACGUUUCGGCCGUGGAGCCUUCUUCAGGUGAAAGGCCUCUCAAACUGUACUGUACUUUUAUUUUUGAUGAUUUUGUAGAAGUAUCAAACAAUCAUGAUUAAUGUUGCUGUGUGUGGCUUUAAACUUUGACUUUAAUAUUUUUAUAAAGUAAAAUGGAAAAUUAAAAAUAUGCAAACAGAUUGAC
This is a messenger RNA of Lepisosteus oculatus (spotted gar), 2469 nucleotides long. Its product is annotated as programmed cell death 1 ligand 2-like. The record is from RefSeq and is a predicted model, not a curated record. Gene Ontology annotation, cellular component: external side of plasma membrane. Gene Ontology annotation, biological process: T cell receptor signaling pathway; regulation of cytokine production. NCBI's taxonomy places the organism in Eukaryota, Metazoa, Chordata, Actinopteri, Semionotiformes, Lepisosteidae. Gene Ontology annotation, molecular function: signaling receptor binding.